ACACACACACACACAUAUACACGUGUGUGUGUGUGUGUGUGUGUGUGUGUGUAUUCAGAGAGGGAGAAGAUUAUAUAUACUAUAUGUACUAUACUCUAUAAUUUUUCUUUUUUCAAAAAACCAUGCAGUUUGGAUUCGGACACUUAAGACAGUGGUGGUAGCAGAGAAAGGCACUAACCUGGAGAUAAACCCAGAGCCACAGAACAGAGAAACGUGAAGAGUUCAGGCCCACCAUUGUUCAAACCUGGCUUCACUUGUUAGGGGCAAGCGCUGUGCCUCUCUGUGCCUUGGUUUCCUCCUCUGUUCAAUGGGGAUAAUGUUAUUGCCUUCUUGCUGGGGUCGUCUGAGGUCUAAGUGGGCUCAGGUCUUUUACCUCCUUGGCCUGGGGGCUGACAGUACAUGCGGGAUAAGUGGCAGAUAUUUGUGACAAAACAGUACUCAUCCGUCUACCCCCAACCCCACGUGCAGAAGUCAGGCAUUUGAAAUGGAUUAAAGGGCAGGGGUGAGUGGUUAGCUGUUGGCUUCACAGAACACUGGGGUUGGUUUGCUGUGUCACAUCGGCAGGGCCCCUGGUGGUGGGUGGUUGGACUUUGAGAUCUGUGUUCUAAGAUUCUGAGGAUUCAGCUCAGCCGAGGAGGGGAAAGGGCAGCAGAGAGGGUUCCGGGAGGCCGUAGGGUAGGGGGCCUGGAGGCUGCUGACAUCAUGCCCCCUCCCUUCCCUGGCUGGGGGCCAGCUCCGCCGGCCCUCUCCCGGCAGGAGGCCACCCUGUCCCCCAGGCGUCCCGGGCCCGGGGAAUUGACAGCAGAUACGUCAGGGAGGGGACAGCGGCCCUUAGGCACGCCUCGGAGAGAAGCAAGGCGCUGGGGGCAGCAAGCGCCGGCGCGGGGGCAGAUAAAACCCGCGGCCGGGGAGCUGCCCCGGAGUACAACCCUCGCGGACCUAGAGAGCUCCGGGCACUCGCCCGGGCCACACAGCGGGACCUGCACGGUCGCGGCCCUGCCCUCUGUGAGCCCGGGCCCCGUGCGGCAGCGCCCCGCGCGCAUGUCCCAUCCGACUCUUUCCCUUCCGGGGGCGCCGCCAGUGACCGCUGCCGAUGCCCGCAGGUCGAGCACCGAGCUGCGCAAGGAGAAGUCCCGGGAUGCGGCCCGCAGCCGGCGCAGCCAGGAGACCGAGGUGCUGUACCAGCUGGCGCACACGCUGCCCUUCGCGCGCGGGGUCAGCGCCCACCUGGACAAGGCUUCCAUCAUGCGCCUCACCAUCAGCUACCUGCGCAUGCACCGCCUCUGCGCCGCAGGGGAGUGGAACCAGGUGGGAGCAGGGGGAGAAGCUCUGGAUGCCUGCUACCUGAAGGCCCUGGAGGGCUUCGUCAUGGUGCUCACUGCCGAGGGAGACAUGGCUUACCUGUCGGAGAAUGUCAGCAAACACCUGGGCCUCAGUCAGCUGGAGCUCAUCGGACACAGCAUCUUUGAUUUCAUCCACCCCUGUGACCAACAGGAGCUCCAGGACGCCCUGACCCCCCGGCCGAGUCUGUCCAAAAAGAAGCCAGAGGCCCCCACCGAGCGGUGUUUCUCUUUGCGCAUGAAGAGUACCCUCACCAGCCGCGGGCGCACCCUCAACCUCAAGGCGGCCACCUGGAAGGUGCUGUACUGCUCUGGACACAUGAGGGCCUACAAGCCCCCUGCGCAGACUUCCCCCGAAGGGAGCCCCAACUUGGAGCCGCCCCUGCAAUGCCUGGUGCUCAUCUGUGAAGCCAUCCCCCACCCGGGCAGCCUGGAGCCCCCCCUGGGCCGGGGCGCCUUCCUCAGCCGCCACAGCCUGGACAUGAAGUUCACCUACUGUGAUGAGAGGAUCGCGGAGGUGGCCGGCUACAGCCCCGACGACCUGAUCGGCUGCUCCGCCUAUGAGUACAUCCACGCUCUGGACUCGGACGCCGUUGGCCAGAGCAUUCACACCCUGCUGAGCAAGGGCCAGGCGGUAACGGGGCAGUAUCGCUUCCUGGCCCGGAGUGGUGGCUAUCUGUGGACCCAGACUCAGGCCACAGUGGUGUCAGGGGGCCGGGGUCCCCAGUCUGAGAGCAUCGUCUGCGUCCACUUUUUGAUCAGCCGGGUAGAAGAGACCGGAGUGGUGCUGUCCCUGGAGCAAACCGAGCGACACUCCCGCAGACCCGCUCAGCGGGGCACCCCCUCCCAGAAGGACGCCCCUGAUCCUGGGGACAGCCUUGAUGCCUCUGGUCCCCGGAUCCUGGCCUUCCUGCACCCCCCUGCCCUGAGCGAGGCCACCCUGGCCGCUGACCCCCGCAGCUUCUGUAGCCCUGACCUCCGUCGCCUCCUGGCACCUAUCUUGGACGGGACUUCGGUAGCUGCCACCCCCAGCGCACCCCCAGCCACACGGCGCCCCCAAAGCCCUCUUCCGGCCGAUCUGCCAGACGAACCACUCAUGGACAUGGAGAAUACACACAAACUCUUGGCCUCUGGGAAAGACCUUGAGGCUGUGGAGACAGAUCUAGAUAUAGCUCAGGAUGUCGAUGCUCUGGAUUUGGAGAUGCUGGCCCCCUACAUCUCCAUGGAUGAUGACUUCCAGCUCAACUCCAGCGAGCAGCUACCCAGGGCCUUCCGCAGACCUCCAGGCGCUGUCCCCCGGCCCCGCGCUCGGAGCUUCCAUGGCCUGUCGCCCCCAACCCCUGAGCCCUCCCUGCUGCCCCGCUGGGGGAGUGACCCCCGGCUGAGCUGCUCCAGCCCUUCCAGAGGGGACCCUUUGGCAUCGUCCCCCGUGGCUGGGGCUCGGAAGAGGACCCUGGCUCAGAGCUCAGAGGACGAGGCCGAGGGGGUGGAGCUGCUGGGAGUGAAACCCCCCAAACGGUCCCCCAGCCCAGAACCCGAAAACUUCCUGCUGCCUCCCCUCAGCCUGAGUUUCCUUCUGACAGGAGGGCCAGCUCCAGGGAGCCAGCAGGAUCCCGGCACCCACCUCCUGGAACUGAAUGAGCCCCUCCCAAAACCGUCAGGAGCCGGAGCUCCACUCAAAACCUCCGUGUAGGGGCACCUGGGUGGCGCAGCGGGUUGAACGUCUGAUUCUUGAUCUCGGCUCAGGUCAUGAUCUCACAGGUUGUGAGUUCGAGCCCUGCAUCAGGCUCUGCGCUGAUGGCGCGGAGCCUGCUUGGGAUUCUGUCUCUCCUCUCUGCCCCUCCCCCACAUGUGCACGUUUUCUCUCUCUCUCUCUCUCUCUCUCUCUCUCUCUCUCUCAAAAUAAAUAAGUAAACUUAAAAACAAAAACAAAAAAAUGUCCAGGCAUUAGCUAGGAGAUCUUUCCAAAGCACGAAUCUGACCCUGACCUCCCUCUGCUCCAAACUCAUCCAUGGCUCCCUACUGCCCUUCUGAGAAAGACCAAGCUCCUCAACCUUGUACUCCAGCCUCUGUAGGGUCUGCCCGGGGCCUCACAGACCCCACUCGGCCUCACAUCCUUGUUUCAGCCACAGUGACUGUCUUUUGGUUCAGUCUGUCCUUCUUACAUAUAACACUUAUUUAUCAGAUACACAGUACGUGCCAGGCACUGUCCUAGGGGCUGGAGACAUGAGUGUGUACAAAACGGAAAUCCCUGCUGUCAUAGGGCUGACAUGCUAGCGGGGGAGACAGUCCAGAAUGAAGAAACACAUAUAAUUAAGGGCGCGAGAGAGGAACAGAGCACUUCUGGAAAAAAUAAUGUAUGCAAAGGAAAAGGGAACUCUGGGGUGGUAGGAUUUUGAUUUCAAGUAGUAUGAUCAAGAGUGGUCUCACUGAGAAGGUGACAUGUGAGCAAAGACCUGAAGGAAGUAAGGGAGUGAGCUGUGACAAUUUCUGGGGGGAUGAGCACUCCAGGCAGAGGGAACAGCAAAUUCAAAGGUCCUGAGGUGGGAGUGCAUCUGUCUUAGUUGGGGGAAGACAGGGCCAGUAGGGCUGAAGCAGAGAGGGGAGGGAGGUGGGUGGCUGACUGCAGUGGGGACUCUGCAUCUUGCUGACUUUGAAGUCAUCUUGCUGGAGGAGACAGCCUCAGGGCCUUUGCAUACGCUGAUCUUUCUGCCUGGCAUGCCUUCUCUUCUAUUCUUUGCCUAUUUAUUGCAUCCUUCUGAUCUCAGAUCGAGUAUUACCCCUUCCAUGAAGCCCUCCCUAACUUCCUAAGCUCAUGGCUCAUAACACUCAUCACAGAUCAUAUUUACAUAAGCGUUCAUGUCAUGAUUUGAUUUUUGGCUGUCCUCUCCCCAGGGGUGUGCGCUGUGGGAGGCAGGGGCCGGACUUGUCUUGUGGUUGCCAUACUCUCUGCGUGAGGCAGGGCAGUGGCUGGGCACAGAGCAGGGCCUCAGUACAUAUUUGUAAACGAAGAGCUAACAUUUACCUGGCGCUCACUCUGUGCCACUCUUUGGGCUAAGCGUGUUGUGUACAUGACCCAACCGAUCCCUCUCGCUGGAAUGUCAGGGCCGGGAGGUUCAUCUGUCCUGUUAACUGCUGUGUCCUUGGUGCCUGGCACACACCAGGAGCUCAACAGUAUUUUCUGAGUGGGUGAAUUCUCACACGUGAGGCAGAUAGGAGCAUCCCUGUUUUCUAGGUAACAACAAUUCAGUAGGAGCUUACCAAUACUAGUCAGUGCCCAAAGCACUUCGCGUGGAUUGAUUCAUUUAGCUUCCCACAACAGCCCCCGGAGAGGAAGUAUUGUUAGCCCAUUUUACAUACGAGGUAGCCAAGGCACAGAGAGGUGACAUCACCCACCUUGGGUCACACAGCAAGUAAACAGCAGGGCCUGCAUUCCAACUCAGGCAGCAUCUGGCUCCAGCCUUUUGUUUUGUUGUUUAAUGCUUCUUUAU
This is a messenger RNA of Panthera uncia (snow leopard), 4831 nucleotides long. It is a transcript of the gene HIF3A, whose product is annotated as hypoxia inducible factor 3 subunit alpha. Gene Ontology annotation, molecular function: DNA-binding transcription factor activity, RNA polymerase II-specific; protein dimerization activity; RNA polymerase II transcription regulatory region sequence-specific DNA binding. The transcript has 14 exons. NCBI's taxonomy places the organism in Eukaryota, Metazoa, Chordata, Mammalia, Carnivora, Felidae. Bases 703 to 3033 code for a protein of 776 amino acids. The record is from RefSeq and is a predicted model, not a curated record. Gene Ontology annotation, biological process: regulation of transcription by RNA polymerase II; cellular response to hypoxia.